Molecule: messenger RNA, 1575 nt
Organism: Ostrinia nubilalis (European corn borer)
Lineage: Eukaryota; Metazoa; Arthropoda; Insecta; Lepidoptera; Crambidae
Exons: 2
Coding region: 44-1072 (342 amino acids)
Biological process (GO): DNA integration
Molecular function (GO): nucleic acid binding
Source: RefSeq, a predicted model, not a curated record
CCGCUUGCUGCUGAGGUCAUCCGGACAGCCAUGUACGUUGACGAUGCUCUUUUUGGAGCACAGACCAUCGAUGAAGCUCUUGAGGUUUAAGGCUCAAGUAGCCAGCCAGUUUAUGGGAUCCCUGCCCUCCGAUCGCGUCACCGAGAGCCACCCGUUCGACAAGGUUGGAAUCGACUUCUGUGGUCCGUUUCAAGUAAAACAAUCGGGCAUGCGGAGGGCCGUUGUCACCAAAGGCUACACACUGGUAAUUGUUUGCUUCGCCACUAAGGCUGUCCACCUUGAGCUAGUUUCAGACAUGACAACUCAAACAUUCUUAGCAGCCUUAAAAAGAUUCAUUGGCAGACGCGGUAUUCCCGCCAUUAUUAAUUGCGAUAAUGCACAAACGUUUAAAGGAGCCGACAACGUGCUCCACGACUUGUAUAAAUUAGUCAAUUCCAAAAAGCAUCAAUCUCAAGUGAGUGUGGCUGCUGUAGAGAAAGGAAUAACCUUUCGCUACAUCCCCUCCUACUCCCCCAACCACGGAGGCCUCUGGGAGGCCGCCGUUAAGAGUUUUAAGUUCCAUUUCAAAAGAGUGGUGGGGGAGAAUAAAUUCACGUACGAAGAAUUGACCACUAUUUUAUCCGAAAUAGAGGGUAUCCUGAAUUCCAGGCCCCUCACGCCGCUUUCAAGCGACCCUGCAGACCUAACAGCCCUAACCCCAGGACACUUCCUGACUGGUCGUCCACUCAUAUGUAUCCCUGAGCCGGAUCUAACCGAUAUCCCUCUAAAUAGACUAAGAUUCUGGAGGCGCUGUACUCAGGUCAAGCAACAUUUUUGGAAAGCCUGGUACAGCCAAUAUUUAUCGCAGCUAAAUGUUAGAAACAAGUGGAGCAAACAGUUACCAGAUGUGGAAGAAGGCAGUUUAGUUUUACUAAAAGGAGACAACGUUCCCCCGCUGCAGUGGCCCAUGGCGCGGGUGACGCGGGUGUUUCGGGGAAGCGAUGGGAGGGUAAGGGUCGCGGAGCUCAAAACCGCUACUGGUCUAACCCGUAGGUCUAUUAAUAAAAUGUGUAUCCUUCCCAUAGAUUAUUAAGUAACAAGCCAUUUUAAAACUGUUAAAUAAUUUUUAACCAUAGGUUUUUAAGCAAAUGUUAACUUGUAGUUAUGACAUGCGAAUUUUAUUAAAUAUUUAUGGCAAUUUUGAGUCUGUAAACUGUGAUAACUAAGUAGUAAUAUGUAUAGGGUGUUACUUAAACUUAAGAAUAAAGAUUUAAUUAAGAUAUAACUUCAAUUGUAUCAUGCAAGUCAUUACUAAUGUAACUUCAUGACUAUUACUGUAACUGCAUAACUAUUAAUGUAACUGCAUAGCUAUUUUUGUAACCUUUUGCCCGGGAGAAUGUCCACAUCCGUAGAUGUAAACACGGCUUAAUUUCAUACUGAAUGUGUCUAAUGUGUCUAUGCCUUAUUUUUAUGAUUAAUGUUGGCAACACUAAAAAAUUAUAUGGGCUCUUCCUCAUCACACUCUCACCAACUCGUACUGGUUUUUGUAAAUAUUGUGUUUUUAUAAAUAAAAGUCAAGAUUAAAGUACAAAAUCU